UGGGUGUUCAGGGGAAUUGCUGGUGUAUUUUGAAGGGAGGAGCAGCGGGUCUGUGAUGUUUGGAUGGCGCUGGGUUGCCGGUAUCUGUGUGAUUAAGAGAUUCCUCUCCCAAAGCUUCCAAUUGGGGCAGUGGAAGAACAUUUACUUCUAAAGAGGGUCGGAGGAAGCGUAUUGACAAUGUUGAUAUUAAACCCUUAUUUUGAUAUUGAGGAUGACGUUGUUCCUUGGCUUUUGAAGUGCAGACUCACGCCACUGGAUGAAAAUGAUUUAUCUACGAGGCCCUCGAGGAAGGAGUUACAAGUUGUCAAUGUUGAAAAGAAUGGUAGUGUCCUGUACACCUGGAAGGGUAUGAAGGGAACCACUUGUAUUGGCGCAUAUGAUCCUCACAACAAGCAAAACAAGCUGCUAUAUGUUUUUGACAAGGAAGUACCUGUGAUUAGUUGCUCUGUCAACAUGGAAAAAACAUUGUUGGCUGUAAGUUUUCUACAGUUUACACGAAGAGAUUUACCAUUCGAAACAUUAAGACCAGUAUCCAGGUGUUUAACCUUGUUGCUUGAAAUUCAUCCAGUAAAUAGUACAAAAGUCUUAAAAGCCGUUGACUCCCAUGUGAGAGUUCAGUUUGUCUAUCCCACUUCAGAUGCAAAGCCAUUUCCUGAAAACCACCUGCUGGUAAUCUCUGAGGACGGAUGCAUUGAGCAUAUUCUCAUACCAGUGGUUAUUGAAGAAGGUUACAGAGCGACAGUUCACAAUCCAGAUCGACUUCACAAAGAUAUUGUGGUUGAAGAUAUUUUGUGGGCACAGUGGGAUACACAAGGACAGAGGUUGUUCUAUAUCGCUGAAAAGGAGGAAAACAAUGCACUUCUGAUGUGCAUCCAGUUUUACCCAGACAGAAACUAUGAAAAGUUGCUUUCAUUUCCUCUUGGAUUCUCUUUAACAGUUACAAAAUUAUGGCUCAUAAAUUUUGGAUACAAUAGUUUUCAACAACAAGAAAAUUCAUUGGAAUUGUUGAAUCUGCACGUUUUCACAAAUCGUGCAGGUACCAUGUCAGUAUGUUACAGUCAUCCUGUGCAAAAUUUGGGAGAAUUCACUUAUUCAGUGAUUCUUCUGCAUUACGGUUGGAAGAAAACAUUUAUUGUUUCUUUGGAGGAAUCUGAUCAUUACCUUACAAGUAAACCAACUUUCAUUAACAUUGGUUAUUAUGUAGCUGUUUACAUGCCUGGAUAUUUUUUACACCUCAUCAAUACACAGCAUCCUAAUUUGGCUUGUCAUAGUUUAUUUCUGUCAGGGAAGGAUGCCAAAGUGAGCCCCUGGAAUCAGCAACACCAUAUAUUGUCAUUGUCUGAUUUACUGCUGGACUAUCAGUUCGGGAAAAUGUAUAAAGCUGAUCUCGACCCAAAGUUAUUGAUGUCAUUCAUGCAUGACAAUAAACUGGAUUGUCAUCAACUUGCAGCAAUGCAUUGUGCAGUCUUGUAUCUCCAGAACAACUCAGAAACAGAAGCACAGAUUAUUCACUGGAUGUGUGGAUUGCCUGUUUCUGGCUCUAUUGAUCUUAUCCAGGAGUUCAUCUGUGGUACUUUGUACAAGAAAGCAAUCUCAGAAGCAAAGAUUGUGGACAAACUGCUACCAUACUCAUCCUUAGUUAACUGGGAUGGGGAAAUUCCAGGAGUGACCUGCCGUACAGAAAUUAUUUCUCUAUCUGUUUUUAAGGAUACGAUUCAAAAUCUUAAAGGGUUUUGGGCAGAGCUAAACAGGAAUGUGGAAUUUGUGACGAAUUUAGAAUGUUUUCAUAAUCCAUGGCACAAUAAUAGCUCAAGAAGAAUCAAAGCGCGACUGUAUUCAGAAAUGAAAGUGGAUGAAAAGGCAAACCAACACUACAGAAAUAUUUUAGAAAAUGCCAAAACGAUACUUUCAAAAGUGGAUACAUGUUCCUCAGAACAGAAAGCUGUUCCCUUAUUUCAGGACGAAGACGGCCACCAGAUGGUGCUGAUAGGACUGAUGGUUGAGAAACUGAAGGAAUACCUUAUGAAAUAUCUUCAACAUAUAGGAAAGAAGAAGAUUGACGUGAUAGUUAACAACUAUGCUGUGAACUUGCUUGAAUGCACCUGGCAGAUUAUAGACAAGAUAUGGAAAAAGUACAACCUGAAUGCCCACAUCCUGUGCUUGGCCAACAGAGAGAAAGUAAAUUCUGCAGAGUUAGUUGUAUUCCGCAUGAUGGCUCGUGUUUUGGAAGCUGCUGAAGGACUUGUUCUGCCUCUACCGCCAGGUUAUCAUACAGUUCACAUAACCCUUGGUGCACGAUGCCUGCCUUUAUACACUCUGCUGCAUUAUAUUGAUCUUGGAGUGUUGCAUCCAACAGAACGGUUUGUUACCAAGCUGUUUGAAGAACUUGAUAAUUCUGAGAUGAACGAAAGAUUCAAAUUUAGCAUUGGGACAAGAAUUCCAGAGAUAAUUGGACAGAAGAUAUGUCACCUCUGGGAUCAUCCAGUCAGUUCAUCCUGUUUUGCUAGGAUCCAUGUGAAAACACUCCUUACUGAACUUUACACCCAUCAGAAAUCAAGAGAUUUUUCCAUAAAGGAGCAGGCUCCAUUUGAGUCUGAAUUUUUGCCACUGACUUGCCUAACAAGAGUCUUAACAGAGGUAGAGGAACAAGCAUUAAAUCGGUUAGAAGAGUCCAAAAAUGUGGAUGCAAAGUUUGUGGAAGAAAUAGCACUGAAGCAGACAUUAACUUUCCUUGGUCUUGAAAAUAAGUAGAAAUAUCAAGGAUAGAUUAAAGGGGAAAACAUCAAUACUGAUAUCUAUCAAGAGUUAACAACUGUCAAGAGAUAUGAUUUUUUUGAUUAUUUGCCACAUGUAUAAUAGCAGAAGUGCCAAGAUACGCUAAAGUACUACAUGAUUUGUUAAAAAAGACAGAGCAGUCUAUGGCCUAACCAUAUAUGUAUGGGUUUCACUUAAUUGUCAACACUAAUUCUGUUUGUUGAAUUGCAUUGUGAUUUUUCGGAUUCUAAGCUGAGCAACAACAGUGUUCAGAGGCAUGAUUUCUGAGAAUGAUGGCUGUAAUCUCACAAUAAUGGACAUGUAGAAGCCUGUGGUUGAUCCUAAUUUAUGCUUUCAAAUGUCAUGGUAAGAAUUUUAAGAAAGCCAAACCUCACUAACCACAAUGCUGAGUGAUUUUUAAAGAAAACAGUCAAAUUACAACAGUGUUAUUAAUUUACUUCAUAAAUAUUUGACCAUAAUAGUUAAUCUGUAAGAUGUUUAGCAAUAGAUGGUGUAGUAUCUGUAGUUUUUGGUGCAUGAUUAUGUAAGAUAUAUGUUUUUUCUAAGCGAUGAUUAGAAAAAAUAUUACUUUGAAAUGUUUUAAGAGUAUCAAGAAAACAUUGCAUCGAAUACAAUAGAAAUACAACCUGUUUUGAACACAGGCAGUUGAUAUUCUACUAUCUACUUCAAUAUUUAACAUAUAACUGCCGUUUAAAGAAAGUUUGAUCAGAAAUUAGCAAUUCAUUUGUAAAAUUUGGUCUUUGAUGUUAGCUGAAAAGAAUGUAUUUCUCUGGAAGUGAUCUGUAGACCAGACAUUGCUCAGUGAGUGAGCAUUUGUAGAGUAUGCAGUCUUUCACUUAAAAUGCUUGAAUUUUUGAUGUCACAAAUGGGAAUCAGUUGUUUCACAUGAUAACAAAGCUACUUCUUUCUGCAUGUAAAGUUAUGUAAGAAUUUAUUUGGAACAGAAUGUACAUAAAUACAGAAAUUUAUUUUUAUGGUUUAAGGGAAACACACAGAUUGAAGAAAUACAUGUUAGUUUAUUAGCAGAGGUCUUAGCUGAAACUGGAUGUGUAAGACAGUUGUUCCUGAAGAAGGAAUAUAAUUUUAAAAUUAUUAAGAAGUAGGUUACCCCAGUGUAUAAGGUUUUCGAGUAGAUUUGUAGCUCAGGUUGUGGAUGUUGUAGUUGGUUAGCUCGCCGAGCUGGUUCGUUGUUUUCCACAGACGUUUCUUUACCCUGCUAGGUAAUAUCAUCAGUGCAGCCACCGAUGAAGCACCAUUGUGUUUUCCCACCUAGUUUUUAAACUCUAGUGUCUGUUGAGCUGGAUUACCUCACUUCCGGUUUUCCUUCGCAGAGGAGUGUAUAUGGGGUUGAGUUCUAUGUGUUUGUUGAUGGCUUUCUUCGUGGAGAAGGACGGCACUUCAUCGGAGGCUGCACUGAUGAUAUUACCCAGCAGGGUAACAAAACAUCUGCGAAACAACAAACCAGCUCAGCGAGCCAACCAUCUACAAUACCCCAGUGUAUGUAGUUUAAAGUUCCAGACCAGAAGUCUUUAGCUAAAACCUGAAGGGGAUAGUUAAAGCUGAGAAAGUCAAUGAUGAGUUGUACAAAAACACAGGGAAGAGGGUAUUUGAUUUUUCAAGACUGGGAAUUAAACCCAUGUUAACUUAAGCUCUGUAGAUAUGAUAGAGAAGGGAAUUCUCUCUGAUGCGAUUACUGUGAAAGAGUGCUUGGGAUUAAUGGGAUUACAUUUAAUUGUGAAUAUUUAAUUUGAAACCUUUAAGCUGCUUUUAUAUGUAAAUAGCUAGUUUAUUCUGUUUUAUUUCAUUUCUUUUCCAUAUUAAUCUUGUUUUAUUGUUAAAACCAAAUCUGCAGUGUUACAUGUACAAAAGGCCAUCUCAUUAAAGCCUUACGAGAAACCAA
This is a messenger RNA of Rhincodon typus (whale shark), 4675 nucleotides long. Its product is annotated as gamma-secretase activating protein. NCBI's taxonomy places the organism in Eukaryota, Metazoa, Chordata, Chondrichthyes, Orectolobiformes, Rhincodontidae. Gene Ontology annotation, cellular component: trans-Golgi network. The coding region runs from base 178 to 2751 and encodes 857 amino acids. Gene Ontology annotation, biological process: positive regulation of amyloid-beta formation. The transcript is spliced from 31 exons. The record is from RefSeq and is a predicted model, not a curated record.